GUAGAUCGUAGAUCAGUUCUACUUGAGAUCGUGUUGGGAGGCAAUGUUGUGAUUCCGGGCUGCCGCUUAUUUUUCAUUAUAGUUUUAAUUAGAGUAAAUAACAGAGUCAGAACAAUGAAUAUUAUUGCUAGAACUAUCGGAAAUUUAGCAAAAACAUGCCUUGGAAGGACUGUCGAAGGCAAUUCCUUAGCGUUGGCUAGACAGAAUUUCUCAGGCCUCCCAGCAGCCAAUGGAAGUAUAUUAGCAGAAGCGAGGAAAUAUUUGGAAAACUCAAUGCUAGGACUCCAGCAGAUCCGCGAGAAGAACACCCUGCUGAAGAUGCACGAGCGCGGGCCGAUAAUAAAGAAGCGCAAGAGCAAGAACCCGUUCAACGGCGCGCCGUUCGCGAAAGGCGUGGUUCUCAAGACCCUCAUCAAGAAGCCGAAGAAGCCGAAUUCGGCCAACAGAAAGUGCGUCCUCGUGAGGCUGUCGAACGGCAAGGAGAUGACCGCCUACAUUCCCGGUAUCGGGCACAACUUGCAGGAGCACAACAUCGUUCUCUGCAGGGUCGGGAGGUGUAGGGACGUUCCCGGUGUCAAGAUCAAGUGCGUUCGUGGAAAGUACGAUCUCGCGCACGUCGUCAAGAAUAGGAGCUGAGUCAUUUUUUUUGUUUGUUUAUAAAUGUUGAGUAAUAAUAAAACGCGUCGUCGAUUCGAAUGCA
Messenger RNA from Nasonia vitripennis (jewel wasp), 700 nucleotides. It is a transcript of the gene tko, whose product is annotated as 40S ribosomal protein S12, mitochondrial. The record is from RefSeq and is a predicted model, not a curated record. The transcript is spliced from 5 exons. Gene Ontology annotation, cellular component: small ribosomal subunit; ribosome. The coding region runs from base 115 to 636 and encodes 173 amino acids. Lineage: Eukaryota; Metazoa; Arthropoda; Insecta; Hymenoptera; Pteromalidae. Gene Ontology annotation, molecular function: structural constituent of ribosome. Gene Ontology annotation, biological process: translation.